Molecule: messenger RNA, 1225 nt
Organism: Asparagus officinalis (garden asparagus)
Lineage: Eukaryota; Viridiplantae; Streptophyta; Magnoliopsida; Asparagales; Asparagaceae
Product: protein rough sheath 2 homolog
Exons: 2
Coding region: 135-1046 (303 amino acids)
Source: RefSeq, a predicted model, not a curated record
CAAAAGAUAAUAAUAAAAAAAAAGUUAAAAAAUUUUCUUUUUCUUUCUAUUUGUACCUCUUUAAAGUCCGGGCUUCCUUAGCUCUUCUUGCUGCUUGACGUGCUAUGGUGCUGGAUCUCUAUCAAUUAUGACAAAUGAAGGAAAGGCAACGAUGGAGCACUGAAGAGGACGCUCUCUUGCGUUCAUACGUGAAACGCUACGGUCCUCGAGAAUGGAGCCUCGUAUCGCAACGAAUGAACGUCCCAUUCCAUAGAGACGCCAAAUCUUGCUUAGAGCGCUGGAAGAAUUACCUUGCCCCUAGCAUCAAGAAAGGCUCGCUAACAAAAGAAGAACAGCUCCUCGUCAUCCAACUCCAAGCAAAGCACGGUAACAAGUGGAAAAAGAUUGCAGCCGAAGUCCCAGGCCGCACUGCCAAAAGACUCGGUAAAUGGUGGGAAGUCUUCAAAGAGAAACAGCAAAGGCUCAAACAAAACAGUACUAAAGGGGCAAUUACUAAUUUCAUCGAGCCAAGAAAAUACGAUCGCAUACUCGAAAACUUUGCGGAGAAAUUGGUUAAGGAGCGGUACGACGCGCAAUUUCUCAUGCCCACUCCGAUAUUUCCUCCGUGGCUCUCGAAGCCGGGUUCUCCUUCGGUGACUCUCAGUCUCUCUCCUUCCCCUAAUUUGGUCGACAAUCGACAGAAUAUUUCCUCUGGGUCUCCUAAUUCGAUAGUGUAUGAGCUAUCAGAGUGUUGCAGAGAAUUGGAUGAAGGGUAUCAAGCACUGGCUUCACAUAGGAAAGAGAGUUCGUGGAGGCUGAAGAGAGUAGAGCUGCAGCUUGAAUCUGAGAAAGCAAGUAAGAGAAAAGAGAAGGUGGAGGAGACUGAGGCGAGGAUAAGGGCGUUGAGAGAGGAGGAGGUUGUUGCUUUGGAUAGGAUUGAUGCUGAGUAUAAAGAGCAGAUAUCGAGUUUGAGGAGAGAUGCAGAGGCGAAGGAGAUGAAGCUGGCGGAGCAGUGGGCUGCGAUGAAUGCGAGACUGAGUAAGUUUCUUGAGCAAAUGCAGCAUUGAGGAGGCUUGUCAGUGGUACUUUUGGUGUAUCCAAUUGUGUUGUUUAUAUGUUUAGCUUGCUGAAGAGAGUUAUGGAUUCCGAUGUUGUAUGUUUCUGUUUCGGUGUAGUAUCUAUGCUUUACUGAGCUUUUUUUUGACUGAUAGUUUGCCUUUAUUAGUCAUGUUACGUGAUAUUUGCA